AUGAUAAAAUUUUUCAGAAUGGAAUCGCUUGAUCCAUCAAGGUUGCAAUCAGUUUAUAUUAAUAGACGCAACAAAUCGUCAACACCUCAUAUUUAUUCGGCAGUUAGAAGGCACAAAUCACUUAUCGAGAAAAUUCGAAUUUUUGCUGAAAAUACGAGUGCACAUGGUGUACGACGUGUUUUUGUUGCACAACACGCAUAUGCUGCAAGGCUAUGGCUCACCGGCAUAUUAUUUUGCUUUAUUAUUUUACUUAUACAAGCUCAUCAUCUAUUCAUGAAAUUUAACCGAUAUGAAAAAAUCACUAAUAUUGAGCUAAAAUUCGACCAAAUGGAAUUUCCAGCGAUUACAUUCUGCAAUCUGAACCCCUACAAAAAAAGCCUUGUCCGACUUGUGCCUUCUGUUAGAGAUACGAUGGAUGUUUAUGAAAAUGCUAAAUCAUUUAAUAAAGAAAGUGAUAAAAGAAAAGAAUCGAAAGUAUCCAAAAAACAAAAACUUAUCGAAACUGAAACAGAAAUUAAAAAAUUAUUUGAAAAAUUUUCGGAAGAAGUUGAAUCUUAUAGUCAAAAUUAUGAAGAUUUCGACAAUAAUUUUAAACGAUUUCAAAGAGAGCGCUAUGAAUUAGUUGAAGCACACUGUAAAUGUGUUGGUGCCAGCAGUAUGGAGUGUUUGCGGUUUCAAUCGUUUCCUGUACCAGAAGAUGCGGUUUGUCUGUGCAUAUAUGACCGUAAUUCCAAAACUGCUUGGCCAUGCUUUAACAUAACGUAUGUUUUUAGCUUUAUAAAUAUUUUCUGUCAUUUUGAUCAUUUCUCUUUUCUUCAUUCAGGCAAAAAAAUCACGACAAGAGAAAAAAUUCGAAAAUUAUGGAAACCUAUAUCGACUACGACGCCCACAACAACGACAACAACUACAACUACUAUUCCUCCAACAACAACUAGGCACAAAAACCAGUCAGCACGUGUUACAGCUCCAGAAACAGUUAAAGCAAUGGGAUUUACAGGCUUAACUGAUGGUGUUGCGAUGCUAACUCGAGCAAAAGAGAACCUUAUAUUCACCAUGUCAGCCUUAUCUAAAAAACAACGAAUUGCAUUAUCGCACCAAAAAAAUGAAUUCAUUGAAAUGUGCUCAUUUAAUGGCAAGCAAUGCGACAUUGAUAAUGAUUUCAAACUUCAUGUGGACCCAGAAUUUGGCAAUUGCUAUACUUUCAACUGGAAUAAAAGUAAUAUUUUUAUGAGCAGUAAAGCGGGGUCAAUGUAUGGUAUUCGAGUCCUAUUAUUCGUCAACACAACGGACUAUAUGUCAACUUCAGAAAGUGCAGGUGUCAGAUUAGCUGUACAUAAUCCUACGGAAUUCCCUUUCCCAGAUACUUUCGGCUAUAGCGCUCCGGUUGGUUUUGCUUCAUCUUUUGGACUCAAAAAGCAAGUUAUAAAACGUCUAUCGGCACCAUAUGGAGAAUGUGAAAAUAAUGAUGAACUUAGCUCAACGAAAUAUAUUUAUGGUGGAUAUGACUAUGAUCCAGAGGGCUGCCAUCGAAGUUGUUUUCAAAAUAUGCUCCUUAACAAAUGUGGAUGUGGUGAUCCACGCUUUCCUGUACUUAAAGGGCAAAAACAUUGCUCGGCAUUCAAUGCGACAGCUAGAAAUUGUGUAGAAACAGCAAUUGCAGAAAUGGGUGAUUUCCAUCAUAUCAUUGAUAAUUUAGGUGAUUGUGUAUGUAAGCAAUCGUGUGACCAUGAGGUUUAUAGUGUAACAUUUUCGGCAUCAAGAUGGCCCUCAGGAGCAACUGAUCUUGGAUUUUGUGAGGAAAUGAGUAAAGAAGAAUGCGAAAUAUUUUAUGGCAAGAAUGGUGCAAUGGUUGAAGUAUAUUAUGAACAAUUGAAUUACGAAUUAAUACGUGAAAGUGAAGCAUAUGGUGUAAGUUUUAGUGUGAUAACAAUAAUCGAAUGUGCAGUACUGUUCCUCGAUUUAUUAUCAGCAUGCUGUAAUCAAGUUAAAAAAAAUGGUUUAGCAAAUUCAUUACAGUCAAAUCGAGAAAGUCGAAUAAAUCGUGUAAAUCAAGCAAUUAUCAAUAUUAAUGGUUCUAAUCAAAUUAAUGAAGAUUGCGAUGAAGAUCAAUCAAAUCAGAAGACAUUUCAUAUUUAA
Molecule: messenger RNA, 2136 nt
Organism: Dracunculus medinensis (Guinea worm)
Lineage: Eukaryota; Metazoa; Nematoda; Chromadorea; Rhabditida; Dracunculidae
Source: the annotation of a GenBank genome assembly